This is a messenger RNA of Melanotaenia boesemani (Boeseman's rainbowfish), 951 nucleotides long. Its product is annotated as S-antigen protein-like. Bases 1 to 951 code for a protein of 316 amino acids. The record is from RefSeq and is a predicted model, not a curated record. NCBI's taxonomy places the organism in Eukaryota, Metazoa, Chordata, Actinopteri, Atheriniformes, Melanotaeniidae. The transcript has 2 exons.
AUGGAUCCCAGAACCACUUCCAUCCCUUACACCUGGACCAGGAUCAAAAUCACAUCUUCAGACCUCAGCUGCUUGGUGACAUCUGCUGGUUCCUCCUGGUCCUGCAGCCUCCCUGGACGGGUUCCUGAAGGUCAGUGUGUUUGCGGAGGGAACUUACCAAAAAAAAAAAGCACUGGCCCCGACACAGACCAUGACACCGGCCCCGACAAGGACCAUGACACAGGCCCCGACACAGACCAUGACACAGGCCCCGACACAGACCAUGACACAGGCCCCGACAAGGACCAUGACACAGGCCCCGACACAGACCAUGACACAGGCCCCGACACAGACCAUGACACAGGCCCCGACACAGACCAUGACACAGGCCCCGACACAGACCAUGACACAGGCCCCGACAAGGACCAUGACACAGGCCCCGACACAGACCAUGACACCGGCCCCGACACAGACCAUGACACAGGCCCCGACAAGGACCAUGACACAGGCCCCGACACAGACCAUGACACAGGCCCCGACAAGGACCAUGACACAGGCUCCGACACCGACCAUGACACAGGCCCCGACAAGGACCAUGACACAGGCCCCGACAAGGACCAUGACACAGACCCCGACAAGGACCAUGACACAGGCCCCGACAAGGACCAUGACACAGGCCCCGACACAGACCAUGACACAGGCCCCGACACAGACCAUGACACAGGCCCCGACAAGGACCAUGACACAGACCCCGACAAGGACCAUGACACAGGCCCCGACAAGGACCAUGACACAGGCCCCGACACAGACCAUGACACAGGCCCCGACAAGGACCAUGACACAGGCCCCGAAAAUACCCAUGACACAGGCCCCGACACGGACCACGACACGGGCCCCGACACAGGCCUCAGGGGUCGCCACACAUAUUGUUGCCAGAUUGUCAGUGAUCCCAGUUCUGAGGACUGGUUAUAA